GGAAGCUGCUGCUGCUGACAGCACAGCACUUGCAGGUCCUUCUCUGAGACCCAUGGUGUUUCGUGCCAGGGAUUUGCAGGUCCAGCCCCUUGAUCUGUCUCGGAUUUAGGAUUAACUCGCCUGCUGAGAGAUGGUCUUGUCUGAACUGUUUAAAGACACUUAAAGCAGUUUUGUCCCCCUAGUGGUGAAGGACACUCUGACCAAUGGAGCCCCGGAUUCCCCAUAACAUAACUGUGGUCCCAAACUCCGUCAUGGUACAGCCGUUACUGGACAGUCGGAUCCCAUAUGGGAGGCUGCAGCAUCCGCUCACCAUCCUGCCUAUUGAUCAGAUGAAGACUACUCACAUUGAGAAUGACUACACUGACAAUCCCAGCCUUGCCCAGCUGGCAGCACAGAAGCGCCCCCGAGGCCACCAUGAACCCGCACUGAUCAGCCAGCACCUGCAGAGAUGUGAGCAGGAUGUCACCCACCCCUGGAUCUCUUUCAGUGGGCGGCCCAGCUCCAUCAGCAGCAGCAGCAGCACGUCUUCUGACCAAAGGCUCUUGGAUCACAUGGUGCCGGCCCCCGUGGUGGAUCAGUCUUCCCCGAGGGCAGUCCGGAUACAGCCCAAGGUGAUUAAUUGCAAACCCAUGGAUCUGAAGGGACUCAUGUCUCAGGAGCUUGACAAGCACUUUUUACUGUGUGAAGCCUGUGGGAAAUGCAAGUGCAAGGAGUGUGCCCUGCCGAGGACUUUGCCUUCUUGCUGGGUGUGCAACCAGGAGUGUCUCUGCUCUGCACAGAACCUGGUCAAUUACUCCACGUGCAUGUGUCUGGUGAAGGGAGUCUUCUACCACUGCACUAACGAGGAUGACGAGGGUUCCUGUGCAGACCACCCCUGCUCCUGCUCCCAUUCGAACUGCUGUGCCCGCUGGUCUUUCAUGGGUGCCCUCUCUCUGGUCCUGCCUUGCUUGCUGUGCUACCUGCCAGCCACCGGCUGCGUGAAACUGUCCCAGAGAUGCUAUGAUCAAGUGAACCGGCCCGGAUGUAGAUGUAAAAACACAAACAGUGUCAUCUGCAAGGUGGCGCUGGAUGGCAAAGCAAGCAGGCCAGAAAAGCCUUUCUGACCAUUUUGGAGGGUGGGGGGGUGAAGCAGGGGGCUAUGAGAAAGGUGGAAGAGACACCAAAGGGGAGGUUAUAACCUGUGUUCUGAGGAUAACAUGUGUUAGCCUUUGCCAUCAACAGAGAAAGCCGAAGUAACUAUUUCCAUAAACUGAAGCACUUUGGGUUAUUCAGGGUUUUGGAUUUGAUUAUCUAAAGUUAAACAGAGGGGGGCCAAUGGAGGAGGAUUCUUAAUACUUUACAGAGCCCAGGCCGAAAACCAACAUAGACUACAGAGUACAGCUGCUUAAAAAGUCUUUUCACCAUCUGGUUCAUAGUGCUGGUUGCUCACUGUGCCUACAUCGAGCAAGAAUAAUUAACUAUUAGCUUGGCAGGCACAUCAGCAGAAGCAAUAUUCAUUUUCAUUCACAAAAGAAUAGUGGAUUCAGAGUAGGGUGAGUUUUCUUCCUUUUUCAACUCUGAUUUGUGACCAGCAGCUGUUGAAGGUAAAGGGUUAACCUUUUUCUCUCCACUUGACUAUUAAAAGUGCCAGUUGAGUACAAAGUAAAUGUUUUCCCAAAGCUUUUUCCUUCCCCCUUCCAGAACAGAUUUUGAAGCAGAAAUAAUUUUUUCAAAUCACUUUCUAUAACUGUCAUUGCCAUUUAGGUAUAUUUCUAUUCCUACCCCACCUGUCACGUUCCCCUUUUGAUGCCAAUUUUAUUUUCUGACGGAGGUAGUGAUGGAAUCUCUCUCCCCCUCACCUUGCCUCAAUAAGAGGACUAUGGGCAUAAUGUGUUCUUCCCGACUCUCUUCCCACCCCCCGUGUCAAUUUUGUUUGAAAUUUUACUUUGUCACUUUGCUAGUGAGCCUAAGUUUGUAGCCGCAGAUGUCACAUUUAGUAGAUUUUAAAAAUGUAUUAUUACAUGAAUAGUAAAACUUUUUCCAAGGGGCUUUGAAUGAAUUUGACUUCUGUAGUGUUAUUUCUUGCUCAGCAAAUACUGAUGUAGAAGUCUCACUAAACUGAGAAAUUACACCUCUCUCCCCCUUCUCAAACUGUAGUAGCAAGGUCAAGAAAAACUGAGCACAAUACACAUGUACAUAUUUUUUUUAAAUGAAUAUCAAUCCAAUACCUGUUCUCAUGGAACAAGCUCUUCAGAUCUACUUUGCUGAUAAUAUUACGGACACUUUUUUUUUUUUUGGCAGAAUGACAUUUUGCUUGAAGCAUUUUUUCCCCUUUAUUUCUAUUGCUGCUGCUCAACUUUUGCCUUUUCUGUAUAAUAGUGUGUCUUUGUAAAGUGUAAAUAGAGAAAUUAAAGUGUCUAUUUUAGUGUUAAUGAGUACUGGGGGAAGUCAAGGGUGCAUAUUUAUGGAACCUUGCCCUUGGUUUUCAGUAGCUGAUGAUCAUAGGCUUUGUCUGUGCACUCAUACAAGGGCCAAGUCUGCACUUCCUUAUGCUGCAGUAACCCCUUUCUCUUGACAACUGCAAGGUGCUAUACAAAAAACGUUAUUCUAACAUGCAACAAAUCAAAUAGAUAGGUACUUGUUGCAUGCUGAAAGCUGAUUACUGUGUGUGUGUAUUUUUUUUAAUUAGAGGAAAUGUACUCCGUAAAUGCACAGCAAUGACAGAGAAAUGCCAUCUUUAAUUAGAUAAGCAACAGGUAAAGCUUAUGUAGCAUUUCCAGAAAUCACAUUUGCUUAGUUGUGAUACAAUUGCUGUUUUGUUUUUUCAAAAUGUACUCAUUGGACUUUUUUUUUUUUUUUUUUUUUUUUUUUUUUUACUUAAGAAUUCAUUUAUGAGAGGGUGACUUUUUGUUAAGUUUAAUUGUAGAUAUUUAUUAAGUGGGGGAUUGUUUUUUAAAAAAAACUUCCUUUUUAUAUUUAUAGCAUUAGCUGGCUUGUUUAUGGUAAAUCAUAGAAAAGGGAUACUGUAUCUAUGUUACCAGAUCCUGAUUCCUGUAGCUUACCCUCACCAGGAAGAUACUGUGUGUGCAGUGAAGCGGUUUGUAUGUUUAAUCUUGCACAAAUCAGAGAGAACCUUGCAGAGAAAAAAGAAAAGAACCCCAAACUGGUUGAACUGCUGGUUGAAUGUAUAAGGCAUUGCUAUUUAAUGGAAUGAUAUAUCAUUUAAAGUGUAAAUGGGCUAAAAGAUGGAGCAGCAACAAGCACAGAGAUCUAUAUCGGCUAUCUUCCACCUUGAACGUAUGCAGCGUCCAAAUGGCAACCAUCUAUACAUUUUCUGUUUACCCCAGGCCCUAGCUUAGUGCAGUAGGGUUUCCUAGUGCAAAUUUGCAGUAGAAAUUCUGUUGGCUGGCUGUAUGUUACUGCAAGCAAACAUAACAUUUGAAUGGUCUCCACUGUGCCUG
This is a messenger RNA of Gopherus flavomarginatus (Mexican gopher tortoise), 3440 nucleotides long. RefSeq names its product sprouty RTK signaling antagonist 4 (gene SPRY4). The record is from RefSeq and is a predicted model, not a curated record. NCBI's taxonomy places the organism in Eukaryota, Metazoa, Chordata, Testudines, Testudinidae. The coding region runs from base 204 to 1103 and encodes 299 amino acids. Gene Ontology annotation, biological process: negative regulation of fibroblast growth factor receptor signaling pathway; negative regulation of MAP kinase activity; multicellular organism development. Gene Ontology annotation, cellular component: membrane; cytosol. The transcript has 2 exons.